AUGAAGACGGAAUGCCGCGAAUUGUUUGCAAUGACCGUGAUUCUUGAUAUUGAGGGUACUGUUUGUCCCAUUACGUUUGUCAAGGACACGUUGUUUCCGUAUUUUCUUGAGCAAUUACACCCCAUAUUGUCGUCGCUUCAGUUUCCGUUGGACAAAGCCGACCCCGUCGCCAACAUAUGCCUGCAGUUUCCCUCGCAUGUGCAGCAAGAUGAAACGUCGCUCAUCACAUAUAUACGACAAUUGGUAGCAUCAGACACUAAGGACCCUGUCCUCAAAUCGCUUCAGGGAUUGGUGUGGAAAAAGGGAUAUGACAAUGGUGACCUUGUGGCACCCAUAUAUGACGAUGCCAUCGCGUUGAUAACUACAAGUUCAGAGCCAAUUUACAUAUAUUCCAGCGGCAGUGUUGCUGCACAGAAGCUCUUAUUUCUGCACGUCAAAGGUAAUCUCGAUUUGACCCCACAUUUAGCUGGAUAUUUCGAUAUCACCACCUCGGGCCACAAGCAGGAUAGUACAUCGUACAAAUCGAUUUUGCACGCCAUAGGCAACCCGGAACCGGCCACAGUGACUUUUUAUAGCGAUUCUCCCGCCGAGGUUCGUGCCGCCAUAGAAGCAGGCAUGAAAGCCACCAUAGUGGUUCGGCCAGGAAAUGGGCCAUUGACCGACCAGGACCGCCAAUUGGGUACCAUAACGUCGUUCCCAUGA
This is a messenger RNA of Meyerozyma guilliermondii ATCC 6260, 702 nucleotides long. RefSeq names its product putative acireductone synthase. Bases 1 to 702 code for a protein of 233 amino acids. NCBI's taxonomy places the organism in Eukaryota, Fungi, Ascomycota, Pichiomycetes, Serinales, Debaryomycetaceae. Gene Ontology annotation, molecular function: acireductone synthase activity; magnesium ion binding. The record is from RefSeq and is a predicted model, not a curated record. The transcript has a single exon.